Molecule: messenger RNA, 4062 nt
Organism: Limanda limanda (common dab)
Lineage: Eukaryota; Metazoa; Chordata; Actinopteri; Pleuronectiformes; Pleuronectidae
Gene: carm1
Product: coactivator-associated arginine methyltransferase 1
Exons: 16
Coding region: 29-1810 (593 amino acids)
Biological process (GO): peptidyl-arginine methylation
Molecular function (GO): protein-arginine N-methyltransferase activity
Source: RefSeq, a predicted model, not a curated record
CCGACCUGUCUCGACUUCCAGAUCGAAGAUGGCGGUCUCGGUGUUUCCCGGCGUGCGGCUCCUCUCUAUCGGAGACGCGAAUGGAGACAUACAGCGGCACUCCGAGCAGCAGCCGCUGCGGCUAGAGGUGAAAACCACGACAGACGCUGCCCUCAUCAAUCUCUCCAAUGGAGAGGAGGCGAGUGUGUUCAAGUGUUCCGUUUCCAGGGAGACCGAGUGCAGCCGCGUGGGGAAGCAGUCGUUCAUCAUCACGCUGGGUUGCAACAGCGUCCUGCUGCAGUUCUCCUCACCGGCAGAAUUUCAGUCUUUUUAUAAUCUCAUGAAGAACUGUCGCGGGCAUCUUAGUGAGCAGUCAGUCUUCAGCGACAGAACAGAGGAGUCCUCUGCUGUACAGUACUUCCAGUUUUAUGGCUACCUCUCCCAGCAACAGAACAUGAUGCAGGACUACGUUCGGACAGGGACUUAUCAACGGGCUAUUCUCCAAAACCACAAUGACUUCAAGGACAAAGUGGUGCUGGAUGUUGGUUGUGGCUCGGGGAUCCUCUCUUUCUUUGCAGCUCAAGCCGGAGCCAGGAAGGUCUAUGCUGUGGAGGCCAGCACCAUGGCACAGCAUGCCGAGGUGCUGGUGAACAGUAACCGUUUAGGCGAGCGUGUGGUCGUCAUCCCGGGGAAGGUGGAGGAGGUGACACUGCCAGAGCAGGUUGACAUCAUCAUCUCAGAGCCAAUGGGCUACAUGUUGUUCAAUGAGCGAAUGCUGGAGAGCUACCUGCAUGCCAAGAAGUUCCUCAAACCAAACGGUAAAAUGUUCCCCACCCUCGGUGACGUCCACCUUGCUCCCUUCACAGAUGAGCAGCUCUACAUGGAGCAAUUCACCAAGGCCAACUUCUGGUACCAGCCCUCGUUUCAUGGCGUAGACCUCUCUGCCCUGCGGGGGGCAGCUGUGGAUGAGUACUUCCGCCAGCCAAUCGUGGACACAUUCGAUAUCCGUAUUCUGAUGGCCAAAUCGGUCAAAUACACAGUGAACUUCCUGGAGGCCAAAGAAGAUGAUCUUUACAGGAUAGAGAUUCCCUUUAAGUUCCACAUGAUGCACUCUGGCCUGGUACACGGCUUAGCUUUCUGGUUUGAUGUGGCAUUCGUGGGAUCCAUGGUGACAGUAUGGCUGUCCACAGCCCCCACAGAGCCUCUCACCCACUGGUACCAGGUGCGCUGUCUGCUGCAGUCUCCCCUCUUCACCAAGGCUGGGGAUACACUAUCUGGAACUGCCACGCUGAUGGCCAACAAGAGACAAAGCUACGACAUCAGUAUUGUUGCCCAGGUGGACCAGACAGGAUCAAAGUCCAGCAACCUCCUGGACUUGAAGAACCCCUUUUUCAGGUACACAGGCACCACCCCCAACCCUCCUCCUGGCUCACACUACACUUCCCCAUCUGAAAAUAUGUGGAACACAGGUGGAGCCUACAGCAUGAAUCAGGGGAUGGCUGUAUCAGGGAUGCCUGCAGCUUAUGACCUCAGUACAGUCAUUGGCGGCGGCCCGGCAGUGUCUCACAACAACCUCAUCCCCUUAGUGAACACCGGGAUUGUAAACCACACCCACUCCAGGAUGGGCUCCAUCAUGAGCACAGGGAUUGUGCAGGGUACGUCCAGCUUAACAGAAACGAACAGUGAAAUCAGAGCCACAACAGGACAGUCGGGCCCAAGCAGCAGUGGUUCUUACUAUCCCAUCACCAACCAGUUCACAAUUGGCGGCGCUGCCAUCUCCAUGGCCUCACCUAUGGUCAUCCCCAGCAACACCAUGCAUUACGGCAGUUAAGACAAGGACUCCGCAAAGACCUCUUCAGCGUCCCCAUCCCCCCCGCAUGACAAGAGAUCCCCAACCCCUCCCAGUGGAGCUCCUGUCUACCACCCCCUCUACCCUUCCACCCUGACUGAUCCUCCAUUCGCAGCCAAUACCAAUAUACCAAAACCAGUGCCGCGCUGGCACCCCCCCCCUCGUUCGUCAACCACAUUCUACUCCGUUCAGCCCAUCACAAUAUGAACUAUAUAAACGGUCAUACACUCGUAUCCGUCCAGACUCUUGUCUUGCUAGCACCCGAAACCUCCUUUGCCCUUUCUCCUCCUGGGACUGCAACCCAUGCACAGCUGAGCUGCACAGCCGUUAUCACUUAUCCCCCUCCUGGGUUUUCACCCUCCUUACUGUCUCAAUCCCUCCACCCCCCUUAUCAGGAGGAUCCCAGAGUGUUUCCCCCAAUGUACCUGUUGCCAGAUACCAGCAUCAGUCCUUUCCCACAAUUCUCCUCACCUCUGUACCACAUCUUUGCUGAAGUGUUGCAUUAGUGCAGUAGGACACUAUUAUCAUCAUCAACACUGCUCUGAGCUGCCAUCUUGGCUUUUCAUAUCGGAUACAAAUACAUGUCCUUAGCCUUUGUGCACAAGAGACUCAUGCCAGACAAGUGGCAGUUCACACAAAUCACGUUUCCCUUGUUUUCUCCGUGUCGAUGAUUCAUUUUGUCAGCAGAGGCUGAUAUAUCAGAAAACUGCAGCUUAUCUACAUACAGUGGCACCCUGAGGAGGAUGCAGAAAAUGUGCUUUUUCCUGUAACUCAGACAAACUAACCAUCCAAGUUCUUCUCAUAAUCCUGUGUGUUUGUACUUGACAGUAAUUAUGUUGCUUUUCACUGAGGUUCACAUAUAUAUCAUGUUUUGGGAGAACGCUGGUCACCUUCCAUGCCUAGUGAUGAGGGAAAAGCAUCACAUUUAUCUGUGUCUGAAAUAGAAAGUCAAUGAGAUGAAACAGGCUGUAAAACUUAUCUUAUUGCUAUGAAAGACACCGGCUGACAUUGUUAAUAUACAAGUAAAGAUUAGUGCAGCCUUAAGUAUACUGUAAUGUGGUUUCCCUAAAACCUGAAAGUUUUUAAGUUUAUAUCUUUAAAAUGUGAACCUUUAAAAAAUAGAAUAAUGCAGCUGUUUUCAGGCCAGUUGUGUUGUUCUUAGCCAACAAUCAGCUGGGUCCAGGGUCCGCAACGCAAGAGUCCUGUCCUCAUACAUGCUGUGGGGUUGCCAGGUUUGAAAAGCAUUUCAAAGUGAACAAAAAGCCAGGUGACACUUUCUAUUCUUACUAAUUAAAAAAGGGACUUUCUUAAAGUUGGAACUUGUAUGAUCUGACAGAGCGAGGCUGUACUGGACACACUCAAAUUAUGAAAAAUGUGUCUUUAAGCCCCUUGAUUGGUGUGGCACAAUGAACUGUACAACACUGUCAGUGUCUUCUUUAAUCAUUCUUGGUGUCGCCCUUAGUUUUACACAAAGCGACGGUAGUAGUUUGGUGUAGUGAAAAAUUAGACUGCGUGGAAGAUGACCAAUAGGAAAAGUCUCCCAAAAACUUGCCUUUCCUUAUGCUAGAACACUGUAGUCCAGGAAACCUGAAACAAGCCUCCUGCCGCUCCCAGCACCCGCCCUCCCAGCACAUGAACUUUUUCCUUUGGCCAAGAGGACACUGCAGCAGCUCCUCCCCAGCCAGUCGUGUGUCGAUCCAGGUUACUCCAGCAGUUCGACGGGGGAGAUUUGGAGGAUGAGCCUGUAAGGACCAAUAACCCAGGCUGCAGCCCACUGGCUGCUGGAGUGAGAGAAGCUGUGCUGGAUUUGGCAGCGUCCUAGUUUACAUCCUUGUUUCCUUCCCCUCUGCUUCCUCCUUUGAGACUGUGAGACUGUCAAAAAGAGACUUCAUUGCUGAGGCAUGGGACACAGGGCCUGUCCAUCAUCUCCCUCCUUCGGUUCACUAUAUACGACCGCCAGCAUAUCAUGACCCCAAGACACCCUUGUCCCCUUUUAUUAGUCAAGGAGAGAAAGACUGACACAUGUAUGCAUUGCUUCCAGUGUCUACUACUGGACUUUGUUCAUUUGAAUUUAUGAGUUGGCAAGUUUUAAGAGCUGAGGAAAAAAAUGUCUCUUUGUAGAAUUAAUCUUUUUUGUUGUCUCUAUUUUGUUAAUUUUUUCUGUCACAAAAACCAACAAUUAAAAAAAAGAGCAAAUUAAAUGUGGUGGAGAUAAUCCAAUCCCCAUUCUGGAA